UUCCGAAAUUUAGAACGUGAUGUGAGAUUAGUAGGCUGUUGUUAAUAUGCCAAAAUUGUGACAGUAUGUUUAUUCCGGAAAGUUUGUUUUGAUAUUUGACCAAAUAGUCGUUUAGAACUGAAAAUGGAUCUCUACUAUCGGCCAGAAUCGAUAUCGAGUCGAGCCGUUCUCAUGACGGCUGCGGCCGUUGGAGUGAAGUUGAACCUGAAGCUUCUUAAUUUGGUGGCAGGGGAACAUAUAAAGCCCGAGUUUGUUAAGAUCAAUCCACAGCACUGCAUUCCCACCCUGGUGGACAACGGGCUUUCGUUGUGCGAAUCUCGUGCCAUCAUGGGUUAUCUGGUCGAGAAGUACGGCAAGAAUGAUUCACUGUAUCCGAAGGAUCCGAAGCAACGGGCCAUGGUCAACCAGCGGUUGUACUUCGAUUACGGAACUCUACACCAACGCUUUGGAGAAUAUUUUUUCCCGUUGGAAAUGGGCAACCAGACUCCGGAUGCCGAAAACAGAAUGUUGGAGGGACUCGAAAUUUUGAAUAAAUUCCUGGCGGAAUCGCAAUACGUAGCGGGUGAUUCCUUGACGAUCGCCGAUCUCAGCGUUUUGAGUACCGUGUCGUCUUACGAGGCCGCAAAGGUCGAUCUGAGCAAAUAUUCGAAUGUGGCCAAUUGGUACGAACGACUCAGUAAGGAGGCUCCCGGGACAGAGAUCAAUAAGGCUGGGCUGGAGCUGUUUAGGAAAUAUUUCGAGUAA
Malaya genurostris is the source of this 744-nucleotide messenger RNA. RefSeq names its product glutathione S-transferase 1-like. The record is from RefSeq and is a predicted model, not a curated record. Gene Ontology annotation, biological process: glutathione metabolic process. The transcript has a single exon. Bases 124 to 744 code for a protein of 206 amino acids. Gene Ontology annotation, molecular function: glutathione transferase activity. NCBI's taxonomy places the organism in Eukaryota, Metazoa, Arthropoda, Insecta, Diptera, Culicidae.